AGUGAUGCCCUCUGAUAGGCCAGAGACACUAACAAUGAACUCCUCUCUGGACUUUCUAAUUCUAAUCUUAAUGUUUGGAGAAACCGGCAGCAAUUCAGUCAAACAGACAGGCCAAAUAACCAUCUUGGAGGGAGCAUCUGUGACUAUGAACUGCACAUACACAUCCACGGGGUACCCUACCCUUUUCUGGUAUGUCCAAUACCCCAACAAACCUCUGCAGCUUCUUCAGAGAGAGACGAUGGAAAACAGCAAAAACUUUGGAGUCAGAAAUAUUAAAGACAAAAACUCCACCAUUGUGAAAUACUCGGUGCAGGUGUCAGACUCAGCCGUGUACUGCUGUCAUCUGAGAGACACUUGCAGUGCUAAUGCUGGUGGUGCUGGCUAUGGAAAGCUGACAUUUGGACAAGGGACCAUCUUGACUGUCUAUCCAAAUAUCCAGAACCCUGACCCUGCCGUGUACCAGCUGAAAGGCUCGAAAUCCAAUGACACCUCUGUCUGCCUAUUCACUGAUUUUGAUUCUGUAAUGAAUGUGUCACAAAGCAAGGAUUCUGACGUGCAUAUCACAGACAAAACUGUGCUAGACAUGAGGUCUAUGGACUUUAAGAGCAACGGUGCUGUGGCCUGGAGCAACAAAUCCGAUUUUGCAUGUACAAGCGCCUUCAAGGACAGCGUUAUUCCAGCAGACACCUUCUUCCCCGGCACAGAAAGUGUCUGUGAUGCCAACCUGGUUGAGAAAAGCUUUGAAACAGAUAUGAACCUAAACUUUCAAAACCUGUCAGUGAUUGGGUUCCGAAUCCUUCUCCUGAAAGUGGCCGGGUUUAAUCUGCUCAUGACGCUGCGGCUGUGGUCCAGCUGAGGUCUGCAGGAUUGUAAGACAGCCUGUGCUCCCUCGUUCCUUCCUCUGCAUCGCCCCCCCUCUCCCUCUCCAAGCAGAGGGAACUCUCCCACCCCCAUGGAGGAGAAAGCUGCUAUCACCUCUGUGCCCCCCGGCAAUGCCACCAACUGGAUCCUACCCAAAUUUGUGAUUAAGAUUGCCGAAGAGCUGCCAAACACCGCUGCCACCCCCUCUGUUCCCUUAUUGCUGCUUGUCACUGCCUGACAUUCACGGCAGAGGCAAGGCUGCUGCAGCCUCCCCGGCUGUGCACAUUCCCUCCCGCUCCCCAGAGACUGCCUCCACCAUCCCACAGAUGAUGGAUCCUCAGUGAGUUCUCCUGGGCUCUAGGUCCUGGAGAAUGGUGUGAGGGGUUUAUAUGUUUUAAAUAGUGUUCAUAAAGAAAUACAUACUAUUCUUCUUCUCCAGACAUGGGGGGAAAUUAUCUCAUUAUCGAGGCCCUGCUAUGCUGUGUAUCUGGGUGUGUUGUAUAUCCUGCUGCCAAUGGCUUCAUUAAAAUGGUUUGGAAGAGCAGA
This is a messenger RNA of Chlorocebus sabaeus (green monkey), 1407 nucleotides long. NCBI's taxonomy places the organism in Eukaryota, Metazoa, Chordata, Mammalia, Primates, Cercopithecidae. The record is from RefSeq and is a predicted model, not a curated record.